Messenger RNA from Camponotus floridanus (Florida carpenter ant), 4164 nucleotides. RefSeq lists its product as uncharacterized. The transcript has 6 exons. The record is from RefSeq and is a predicted model, not a curated record. Bases 1778 to 4009 code for a protein of 743 amino acids. Lineage: Eukaryota; Metazoa; Arthropoda; Insecta; Hymenoptera; Formicidae.
CCCCUGAAACGACCAUCCGAAUACGACGAGCCUCCUUGUACAUUUCUCUCGUGCAAGCUUCGUGUGUUCCCGUCAUAUAUUCCUGUACCUGUUCCUCUUUUUCUCCUUCCUUCAUUUAUCUCGGAUUUCGUCGCAACAUUCUCUCAAGUCGUUCGGGAGAACGCUAUCUCGCCGAAUGACCGAGACUUGGUCGAGAAACAGAAGAGGAGUGAAAAUUCUUUCUUUUCGUUCUCUUCAAAGUAAUCAAAAUAUACGAAGGCGACUCGAGGAAAAAGAGGCAACGAUUCGAUCGACUUAUCGAACGGUAGGACAUCGAGAGUUGAUUUUUUUGAUAGUUUGGCGCGCGCGUAGAUGAUUCGCGGUCGCGUGAAAGGGGGAAAAAUAUUUAUAUCGAUAUCUUACCCGUAAGAAGAAUAAGGAGAAAGAAGAGUUGUACGUCAAUAUUUGUGUAUGGACCGAAACCGACGAUCCCUAGCAAGAUUCGCGAAACUUGAAGCGAGCGGAUAUCACAGAGAUAAGUGACGGGGGAAAAGAAGGAUCCCGAGUUUGAGUCGACGGAUCGAUUCGACGCAAUCUUCGGUAAUCAUUAUCGGGAAGUAGAUUCGCGCCAAAAGGAAAACGAAUACAAAGGAAAGGAAGCGGAAACAGUGGCGAAGAAGGGAGCAAAAGGAGGAGGAGGAGGAGCGAGGUAAAUACGUCGCGAGGAGAGAAAAGGCUGUCUUCCGCGGGAUUUCGGUGCAUGAGGGAAAAGGGGUUACCCGAGCGGAGGAGAAAGAGUGGAGCCGACGUGGAGAGACGACAACGAGGUGGUGGAGAGAGAAAAGGAGAAAGAGAGAGAGGGGAGAAAGAGGACCAUAGAGAGGGAGGAGAGGGAAGAAAAAAAGGAGUCAUCGUAGUAACACCGGCGCGUCUCCUCUCGCGGCUUCAUGGUUGUCUCGGAAUUAGUGAGUAGACAGAAUUAUGUCUGUAAGCUGGCCAGUACCACGGCUCAGUUGAGACUUACUGCUCAGAGCGUGCACACGCAUACUAUACGAAUCCUACUUACGCACCUCGCGCCUUCCUCGUGCGAUUAGAACUUAGUCCGCGAUCACCGGCAGACCAAUCACGGUCCAGUUCGCUAACGCGCCUCCGUACGAAACGAUUUCCUCUUCUACCUCUUCUUCUUCUUCUUCUUCUUCUUCUUCUUCUUCUUCUUCACGUGCCGUUGGACGUGUCGCGGAGAAGCCCCGCGACUAGGUGACGAGCUGGUUACGGAGUCAGUCUGCACGCGACCGUGACGUCCCGGGAUCCCGAGGAAAUUUCGACAAAGUUCGGAGAAGCGGAGGAAAGACACCCUUUUAAGAACUGCGACGAGUCUCCUUGUCGGCUUGCUUCGUGAUUCCGCGAGGUGAGCGAAAUUGAAAUCGGAGACAGAGACUAAUAAUGCGCGCGACACCGCAUCACCUGUCAAUGGAGCUUCCAAGAUUUAACUGCGAGGAGAUUAACGAAUAAUUUUCUUGAAAAACUUUUUCUUCCAAAAAUUCGCGGAGGUUACCUAUAGACUUUCUCGAGCAUCCUGCGCGAAAUUUUCGGGAUUCGAUAUUCUCUCUGUGAAUUAUUGUCGUUCGAAUUGAAAAUUAUUUCUGGAAACGAAUCGAGUAUUCCGAAUUGUUUUCUCUUUUGCAAUAUUAUUUACAGUAAUUUUCGAAAAUACGAACCAUCUAUCAUUGUAAUCGAAUAGUUCGAGUGCAGCGCGACUGCGUCAAGUUUUUUGAACAAUUUUUCAUCAUUUGCGACAAUGGGCAUUAAAAUCUUCGUCCUCGUUUUAUUGGUAUCCGUGGCGACCAAUACGUGGUCCCAUCGUCAUUCCCAGUACCGUCAUCAUGGAUUUUAUCCGGUGCACAGAAAGGAAAACAGUCAAGUAGAUUUUGUCGAGAGAAAAUCCAAUUUUAAGAGUGAGGAAACCACGGAUACUUUGUUGUCCGAAUCGUUGAAGAAAAGUGCAAGACACGUAGAGGCCUUAGAUAGAAAAGGAUCGAUCCCCUUCAGUACGCGAAGAGUAGAAAAGAUGCUGGAAAAGGCGAUCCUGCAGAUAAUCACGGGUGAUCUCAGCACGGCCAAUAUGCUGCUGUUGAAGAGUCUCAAUUACACUCCCGAAGAAGUGAUGGCGAUUCGCGAGCGUGAAUUCGAUAAACGAAAGGAUGAAGAAUCGAAGAAGAUAACAGAGUCCAGCGGGAGAAGGUCUUACGACGAGAAUCUCUAUGGAAACCGAGCGAAGCACUGGAACUACAAUUCCAUGGACUCGUCUUCGCGUUAUGAUCCCGAUGUCGACGUGUCCAGAAAGAGAAAUCGGUACGAGGAGAGAGACGAGAAAAAUUUGGAUUUCGACGCUUACAACCGCCAGGCGGUGGUCGAUUACGAGAACUUGGCCUCCAAGCUCGAGCUGCAGCAGCAAUCGUGGUCCGAACCCGCGAAUUUCGAUUACGAGGAGGAGUCGAAAGGUACCGAGGAGCAGGACUCGUCGCAGAAUCUUCAUCGAAGCUUCGACCGUGCCAUGGAGCCCCACGUGAUUUUCAAGAUUCCUUACGACGAUUCCGAGUUUGAUUCCAACUCUGGCUCCGACGAGAGAUCGAGAUUCGUAGACGGGGACGAGACCCUCGUUUCGUCCAAGGAUCCGAAGCACCGCGCUCCUUCGACCUUGAGGCACACGACUGCCAGGAACGUUGCUAAUUCCUUUCACGCUUCGUCAUUAUCUACCGUUUCUUCUUCGUCUGCUCCUUCCGCGGCUACUGGACACACUCCACUUCCCAUAGUACACCAGCUAGGAAAUUUUAAAGACGUCAGGCCAAAUUAUACCAGGAAUCAAUCAAGCUUCGACACGACGGAAUCUCCCAAGUCUACCAUCCCGAGCGAUACCGCUGCAAAUAUCAUGUUUAACGUGACCUCAACCGACAUCCCGAUGAUGGAUUUUAACGUUUCGUUCAUCGAGAACGCGGACAACGAUACGGAUAGAAAAAUCAACGAGUACGAGGGGCUGGAAUGGAUCGGAGAGGAUAUCUACAGAGUGAUACCGGCUUACGCGGACUCGUUGGGCUAUAACUUUGACGACAACGAGACAUUGGAUUAUGAUGAGCGAAUGAUGAAUAUCUUACCGGAGGAAAACGAGAACGACACUCUGGAGUACCAGAAUGACGCCCUGGAGCAGACGAAGCAUUUCAUGGCCAACGUCAACGCGUCGUUCAUCGAGAGCGAAUCGUCUGCCUAUAACCGACGGGUUCGUCAAGAAGAAAACGUAACUUCAAACUUCGACAGUCAGAUUCAAAAGACGUUGAAUAAUAUCAAGGAUAUAGUCCUUGGGAUAACUGGAAGAUUGAACAACACCAACACCAAACGGAUUCAGCGCGAGAAGCUCACCAUGUUUUCGCCUACCUGCCAGAUACCUCGAAACACGGACGCCGAUGCUUGGACAGAUCCGUUUUCGAUGAACAUACAUUUCCAAUUGAACCUGACUUCCAGUGAUCACGUUCUCGCGGCGAAAUUGCGAAUUUAUAAGUUACCGCAGGAAAAUCUCACGACUUUCGCGAGUGGGAAUUUCGACGAGGUCGAGGAUGAUGAGAAGAAAAUCAGGAUAACCGUUUACUACUACACAAAGUCGCUCAAGAGGCAUCGAUCGAAGAAACGAUUGAUGGACUCCAUCAUGACACCCCUGACGACCUCCGGCAAACAGCUGGUGCUGGACGUCAGGCAAGGCGUCAGAUUCUGGCAACUGAUUCCGCGAAAUUCUCCACACGGCAACGUUAACAAUCACGGUUUGGCGAUUCAGAUAGACGAUCAAGACGGCCGGGCGCUGAAACCGGCUCUGUUCAUCCAGCAACCAUCCUGCGCGGACCACGAUUCGAAUCAGAAGGCAUUCCAGUUCAAACCUGCACUUUUCAUCCGAGCUUGUCCUCGUUACGGUCACAUCGUAAACGGCAAGAAAGACAUAUACGUUAACUGUAAGCAUUAUACAGAAUUUGGGAUCACGAAAUGAGAAGUUUUGCUUCGAAACGUCAACUUAAAUUACAUUGUGAUUAUCAUUGUCUCGAAGUACUUGCACAGGCAGACAAAGACACAUUGUAAUCUUUUUGUAUAAAUUCAAAAGUCCCGCGCGUAUAAAAAAAUGUCCUAAAAAUAUAAAAAUACGUU